AUGUCAGCAGUAAAGUCAGGAGCUACCCAAGUAGACAGGGAUUUUUUACAGUGUUUCUUAUUUCGCAAUAGCAUUCCUUGCGGUUUUGACUUUCACUCAUACAAGUACUGUUUGAUUUUCUGGGUACUAAAAAUACUAUCGUUUUCACUCUUACACACAGCGCUGCCGCCACUGGCUCGUAUCGUAAUCAAUAUGAUUUUUCAGAAAGAGAUGCAAGUAGAAAUACGAAUUCGGAUAUCACGGCCGCUGACGUCAAACGCAAUAUCUAUCAUAGCUGCUUCACCCUCCGUACAGGAAACAUGCGUCAAAAGAGGUAGACGGGCUUUGAUAUGAUACCUACGAAGAAGUUCUCUGCGUCUGGAUUCUUGUACAAUAAGCAUAUCGUACGCUGUAGCUGUUUUUUGUUUUCGGCGCGAAGUCUAAACCUUGUAGAUUAACGUUGUGAAUCGCAGUAGACUACCCCCAUGUGAUUGCCUUGACGGCAGUUGCAGUAUGAUUUAAACCGUUUGAGUUUCAAGCUGGAACGCGCACCGCUAGUAGCCCUAGAACCAAAAUCUCAGGAUGAUCCUGCAAACACAAACUCCUGUUAUCACCACUGGGGGAUGUAAAGCGUUCCGUGCGUAGUCGAGCUGCAUUCACUUCACAUAGAGAAAUUUCAAUUUGUAAAAUGAAUUUGAGAUGAUAAGAUCAAGAUCUUCUAAAGCUGAAAAUUAUAGCAAAAUCGAAUCGACACCGAAGAUAAAAAGAUCGGUACGCAGUAUCAAUUGGUGGCGAAUCGGUCUGUCGUAGUGACUACGACAAAGUCGUCAAGAGAUCCGGACUUCAAAAAUGACAGAAAAAGCCCUUGAUCGAUAAGAAGUACAGUAAAUUCAAAUGGCGAGGAUCAUGACUCAGAGGCAAAAUGUGACAACAGCCCGAAUCGAAGAGAAA
Molecule: messenger RNA, 930 nt
Organism: Amoebophrya sp. A120
Lineage: Eukaryota; Dinophyceae; Syndiniales; Amoebophryaceae
Source: the annotation of a GenBank genome assembly